This is a messenger RNA of Colletotrichum spaethianum, 2682 nucleotides long. Its product is annotated as universal stress protein A family protein. Gene Ontology annotation, molecular function: transmembrane transporter activity. The transcript is spliced from 2 exons. The coding region runs from base 1 to 2682 and encodes 893 amino acids. Gene Ontology annotation, biological process: transmembrane transport. The record is from RefSeq and is a predicted model, not a curated record. NCBI's taxonomy places the organism in Eukaryota, Fungi, Ascomycota, Sordariomycetes, Glomerellales, Glomerellaceae.
AUGUCGGGUUCCCCUCAGGACCCGGGGGCAAGCUCCAACUCGAGCUCCAACGAGUCGCCCCAACCUGGCUCGUCCAGAAAUCCUUUCAUGAACCCGCCGCAAGACCAGCAAGUACAGCAGGGAAAGCUUCUUACUCCGCCGCUGCUUCAUCCUACGUCUGUGACUCCCCAGGGAAGGAAGGAAAAGAAAAGAGUCGGCUUCCACGGUGACGGCCAGCCUCAACAAGAGACCCGACCACCAAGUAUCGUCGUCGACGACGACUACUUCGCGCAGACCAUGUCUCCCGAAGCUAACCCCUUCGAUACACCGCGUCGGGAUACAGAUUCCACCCCAGCCGGUGCCCCGGACGCUGGUGAGCUGCGCCGCGCCCUUACCCAGGUGCUCAUCUCGGAGAACCAAGAUGGCAGCCCCUCCGAGACACCCGCCCGGCCCCGUCCCGUGCUGCGCCGGAACACCAGCUACGACGAUCCGCAGGAGAGGGAAAAGGCCGACCUCGCUGAGCGGACCGCUGGCGAACGCCAGCAGCGUUCCGGACUCGAGGCUCGUCAACGUGCCAACCGAUUGGCCGUCAGCGUCGAGAACUACUCGUCACCAUCCCGUCGUAGCUCGCUUGAUGGUGGCUACAACCCCUUCAGCGACGAGGAGGAUGUGGACCAAGUCGCUGGCUUGAGCACAGCAGUGGACGGCGCCGAGGAUCGCCGCAAGGUCCGGUCUCGUCCAAGAAAGAACUCACAUCUGGAUGCCGAGAACCUCGUCCGAUCGCACACAAAACGUGCCAAGAAGGGUGGUCGAGGACCGAACGAUUACUUCAAAUAUCAACCACCACCGGGCACCCGCUCCGGAGCCGCAACGCCCACGCUGGAGCAGUCCUACGCCCACGACUAUGUUCCCCCGCCCAAACAGUAUCACGGCGGUAUCCUCUCCUCCCUUCUCAAGUUGUACAACGAGAAUGGUAGCGGAGGCAGCAGCGGACGGAACACGCCGGGUGCAACUACUCCGGGGACGGCCACACCUAAUCACUCUCCCCCCGGCUCCCUGCCGGCAUCUGCACCCCCUUCGGCUCCCGGGUCCCCCCGGCCCUCGCGCCCCAACAGCGGAUUGUUCAACUACCACAAGAAACAGGGCUCGCGCUCCUCCGUGGCUUUGGCAGAGCUCCUGAAGUCGUCGUCCGCCAUGGCCGGUCCCGCUUCGAGUGUGUUCAGCCAGGGGUUCACAGAGAAGAUCAAGCAGGAGCCCCCAUCUAGGCCGAAGAAAAAGAAGUCUAGUGUCUGGGGUGGCUCGUCGCCAAGGUCUUCCAGGUCCUCCAAAUCUGACGAUAAGAUUCGCAUCACCAAGCAUAUCGCACAAAUCUUGUCGCGGCACAAGUAUCUCGUCAAGCUGUGCAGGGCGCUGAUGCUGUACGGUGCUCCGACGCAUAGACUCGAGGAGUACAUGAAGAUGUCGGCGCGUGUACUUGAGAUCGAGGGCCAGUUUCUGUACAUCCCCGGUUGCAUGAUCAUCAGCUUCGACGACAGUGCAACCCAUACAACCGAGGUCAAGAUUGUUCGCUCGGCGCACGGUGUUGAUCUAGGCAAACUGCGCGACGUGCACGACAUUUAUAAGCAGGUUGUUCACGAUCUGAUCAGUGUCGACGAGGCCACCAUCAUGCUUGAAAACAUUACGAGUCGCAAGCUGAAGUUUGGCAACUGGAUGCGUGUGCCGAUUUACGGCCUUGCCAGUGCCUGCGUUGCCCCCUUCGCCUUCCAGGGACGCUUCAUCGAUCUACCUAUUGCUUUCAUCCUCGGCUGCAUCCUAGGCUGGAUGCAGCUCAUUCUCGCACCGAGCAAUGAGCUGUACGCCAACGUCUUUGAGAUCACGGCUGCGAUCGUUACAUCCUUCCUGGCCCGCGCUUUUGGUUCAAUCAACCACGGCUCGCUUUUCUGCUUUUCCGCCCUGGCACAGAGCUCUAUCGCUCUCAUUCUACCUGGUUACAUGGUGCUCUGCAGCAGUCUGGAGUUGCAGAGUCACAACUUGGUGGCGGGAAGUGUGCGCAUGGUCUACGCAAUGAUCUACACUCUCUUCCUCGGAUACGGCACUACAAUCGGCACUGCCCUCUAUGGAAUGAUCGACAAACACGCAGAAUCACGAACGACCUGCACCAACCCGCUGAACAGGAACUGGUAUUUUCUGUUCGUGCCGGGCUUCACCCUCUGCCUUUGCAUCAUCAACCAGGCCAAGUGGAAGCAGACGCCGGUCAUGAUCAUUAUCUCACUCGCAGGAUUCCUUGUGAACAGCUACUCGUCCGACUUCUUUGUGGGGAACGCACAAAUCUCCAACAUGCUUGGCGCACUCACGGUCGGGCUGCUAGCUAACCUCUACUCCCGCCUGGGUGUCAUUCCCGAGCGAAAGCGGACCGUCGGCUACGGGCUUGCGGCCGCAGCCAUGCUGCCUGCGAUAUUCGUGCAGGUUCCUAGUGGUCUUGCGGCCGGUGGGUCGCUGCUGGCUGGUGUGACGUCCGCCGACCAGAUUACGAACAACAACGGUACUGCGUCGACCAGUACUUCUACGGACCUCAACAACUCUGCUUUCGCCGUUCUCCUCAGUGUCAUUCAGGUAGCCAUCGGCAUCACUGUCGGAUUGUUCUUGAGUGCCUUGAUGGUAUAUCCGCUGGGCAAGCGCAGGAGCGGCUUGCUCAGCUUCUAG